Brugia malayi is the source of this 525-nucleotide messenger RNA. RefSeq lists its product as uncharacterized. NCBI's taxonomy places the organism in Eukaryota, Metazoa, Nematoda, Chromadorea, Rhabditida, Onchocercidae. The record is from RefSeq and is a predicted model, not a curated record. The transcript is spliced from 2 exons. Bases 1 to 525 code for a protein of 174 amino acids.
AUGCUUACUGUAAAAUUUUUAGGUAAAAUUAUAAAUAUGGAAUUAUGUAAGCAAGCAAGUGAAUUAGCUAAUAGUAUUGUAUUCAAUGCUAUUCUCAUCCUUGUCAUUAUCAUAUCAGUAACAGGAAUUAUUUUUGAAAUAUGGGUAAUGCUUAAGACAACAAAUCAUAUUUUAUUACAUCGAAAUACUCGAAUUUUAAUUAUCACACAUCAAUUAUGGCUUAUUCUUCACUGUGCUGCAAGGUUGUUUUUUCAUUUUUUAAAAUGCAAAAAAAUUAAAAUUUCUCAACUUAUCCAUUUUAUCACUAACAAAACUACGUAUACUGAUCCGUGUGGGUAUAUGGCUUACCCAUGGGAAUGUUUCAUGAUGCGAACACCGAUUACUUUAACAUUACUGCUAAAUGCUGCAUCAAUACCGACAGUUGUCAUCGAACGAGCUAUUGCGACAUAUUUUUCGGCAAGAUAUGAAAAAUCUGGAAUAAGUGUCGCUAUUAUACUUUUCAUAGCACAGGUUAAAAAAAGAUGA